This is a messenger RNA of Dichomitus squalens LYAD-421 SS1, 1260 nucleotides long. RefSeq names its product cytochrome P450. Gene Ontology annotation, molecular function: iron ion binding; oxidoreductase activity, acting on paired donors, with incorporation or reduction of molecular oxygen; monooxygenase activity. Bases 1 to 1260 code for a protein of 419 amino acids. The transcript is spliced from 13 exons. The record is from RefSeq and is a predicted model, not a curated record. NCBI's taxonomy places the organism in Eukaryota, Fungi, Basidiomycota, Agaricomycetes, Polyporales, Polyporaceae.
AUGAUCAUGCUCAUGAACACCGUAGUUGUCUGUCUUCUUCUUGCCUUGAUUGCCCGGGCUUUCUACAUCUGGGUCAAGCUCGCCGAGUUGAGCAAGGCCUAUGGCCCCAUAUACUCUCUACGCCUACUCAACACCCCAAUAGUAGUGAUCAACUCGGCUGAAGUGGAGAGGGAGCUUCUGGAUGUGAAAUCUGCCUUGUACGCCAACAGGCCAUUGCCGUCGAGCUCGCUCCAGGCCAGCAAGAUCAGCGAGUACCGGGAUGUUCAAGACUACCACAUCAAUACGUUCCUGUCUAACCUCCUGCAGCAUCCAAAGGAUUUUUUCCACCACAUCCGACAUCUCUCCGCAGGUGUCACCGUCGAGAUAUCCCAUGGUUAUCGUGUGAUGAGCCGCAAUGAUGAAUAUGUGAAGGAGGCAGACGUCUCCGUGGUGAACUUUGCCGACGCCGCCCUUCCCAACAACUAUAUUGUCGAUUGGUUCCCCUCCCUCGCAGCGCUCCCGGCUUGGCUUCCAGGAAUGGGAUUCAAGAGGAAGGCCGCGGAGUACCGCAAGCAGUACUACGCACUCGCGGAGGAGGGCCACCGCAUGGUCAAGGCAGAGAUUGCUAAGGGCACCGCAAGGCCGUCGCUUACCUAUACAGCGCUCGCGGAGUCGAGCCCCGGUCAGUAUCCAGACGAUAUCAUCAUGUUCACCACGACGCAGGUAUACACCGGUGGCGGGGAUACGUCCUCGUCCCUUCUUGCUUCAUUUUUCCUCGCGCUUCUGCGGAAACCGGAGGUCGUAAAGAGAGGCCAUGAAGAGAUCGACCGUAUAGUUGGUGACGAACGGCUGCCGACCUUCGACGACCGCGCCAAUCUACCUUAUAUUCAGGCGAUAGUCGCUGAGGUCGCGCGCGUUCGCCCUCCAAUCAGUUUUCUGCCUCGACUCGCUGGACAAGACGAUGUCUACCGCGGACAUCACAUCGAGAAAGACUCAUACGUCCUGGUGAACUACUGGGGAAUGAUGCACGACGAAACCCUCUACCCGGAUCCCGACGCGUUCAAACCAGAGCGCUGGCUAUCGAUGGAACGGAACCCGAAGACGUACUCACUCGACGUCAUCUUCGGGUCUGGGAGACGAGUGCUGGCUAUGUUCGACAUAUCGCCGGCUCUCGAUGAUAAUGGCAAGCCUAUCAUUCCACUAGAGGAGUGCACUGACGGUGGUAUCACUAUCAAACGUUCAUCUCAUGUCGCGGAACUGUUGCCCGGGGACCAAGGGUAA